ACUUAUACGUACAUUAUUAGAAAGGAAAUAAUAGUUAUUGUUAUCACAACAAUGGUUGUUUGAUACAUUAGUUCUUGUUAUGAGCGACAUGACGUCAUAAACAAAUCGCCAGUGACUUCCUGCGUGUCUAGUUACUUUGUGGGAGGUCGCCGAGAUACAAACACGUUAUGUGCUCUAUAAAGUUGUUCGUUGUAUCUUUAUUGCUAAGUUAUUGUGUAUGUUUGACGCCGCAAUGCAGGAACGAAAAGGGCGAACCGGUCGAUUGGUUUUACAUGUACAAGUUGCCUCGAGAGAAGAACCAUCUUAAUCCCCUUGUACGCAGGGGCGUGGCGUAUAUGCACUUAACACCGUCCAAACUAAGAGGGGGAUGGAUAAUGUCCGAUAUAGCUAUCAGUGACCCGCGGUCCAUGCUUGGAAGGACCUUAGCGCCUUUGUAUCAGGACAAAAACAUAAUUUCGUUGGUUUAUAAUGAUCAACCGCCAGCCUCAGAAAAUCAACCAGACAUCUUGCAGUCUGUGGCAGAAAUGUAUUCCAAAAGUAAAAGAGGUCAAAUGAAACAAGCUGGCGUAAAGAAAUUCAAGAAAUUUAAAUUAGGGGACAAAUACUACGACGACUACGACUUAGCGGAGAUGUGUAAGAUGCACUCGAAGUUUAUGAAGACAAGAGUAGAGAGCGGGCACACCAAGGGCGUGAUACUUGGAGACAAGUUCACUUCGUUAUGGCUGGUGCAUUCGGUGCCGAGGUUCCCGCCUGUACCUGACCUUGUCCACGGUUUUAACGUAAGUGCAUACGAUUACCCCACAACUGGUAUGAAGUACGGCCAGUCUUUCUUAUGCGUGUCGGUUCAAACAUCUACAUUGAACCAAAUUGCAACCCAAUUGAAGUACAAUGAACCGCUUAUUGUGUACCAGAAUAUACCUCAAGAGUUUGAAAGCGAAUUACCCAAUUUAGUUGAUGUUGUUCAUAAUAAGACAAUUGAUGCUUCACCAUGGUACCAUAUAGAAAGUUUCGAAACCCUAGUUGGUCGUAAAUUCUUGUCAUUUGCCAAGAGUGCUAUGUUCAACGAUGACUUAUACAGUGGUUUGGUAGCAGAAGUACUCCAAUCAGAUCUGCUCGUAGAAUCAUGGACCAACGGUCCAGGCACGUUAGAUUCAGAAUGCAGUAGAAACUUUCAAGUCAGAAACAUAGAGCGGUUAAAGUUCCCCAUAGCGAAAAUGUCUUUCACAUCACACAACGAUCACUCCAAAUGGGCCGUGGCGGUUGCCCAUAAAAUGCACAACAGCCAAGAUACCAAAGUGGCAGAUUAUUGGGUCUGCGUUGGAGACAUAAAUAGAGCGCUGCCACAAGAAUCGCGCGGAGGCGGUACAGUUUGCACGUCAGGGCCAAUACUCUGGGGCAACUUCGCACAUCUCAUAGAAUCCGUUCAGACGUGGUAUAUAUACAAGCCUCCAAGUGAUGUCGGUGUAUAUUUUGAAUCGGGCCGCAACUUUAGUUUCAUCACGCCGGACACUUCAGGGCGCUGGCAGACCUCUGAUAGAUACAUCACUGCCAAUUCCAUGCUUCAGUACACUAUGUCGCCUUUGUUUAGGCCGACCUACACAGAUUAUCUCGCAAUGGUGGCAUACACGGAUAAACAAGAAGACGAGGAGUUCCCAGGCUCCUCAGCUCUUGGCGUCAUGAUGGCGGAUGAAAUGGGCGGUCUUUGGAUCUCUCAUUCAGUUAAAGGAUUUCCGGACUUGAGACGAGAUAGGCCGACGUUCCCUGAACAGGAAAUAUCAUCAGGGCACAUGUUAAUGUGCAUGUCAUUAGAUCUCGUAACACUGAACGAGGUAGCUGCUUCGCUGAGAACCGUCACUCCACAAAUAGUUGACAUAAAAAUUCCACCGGCGAUACAACCAUUCUUACCUGAUUGGGAGUACAUGACCAUAGACAGGAUUCCUUUAAGUAGCAAGCCACCGCUCGAAUUCGUUACUCGAAAGAAAUCUCUACGAGCAGUGAUGAUGGUCCGCUCGCCAGGCGAUAAGAGGUGCCUUUACAAAUCCUUUGCCCGAGACAAUGGCAUUGUCCUGGAUGUUUAUAGACACGAUUUGCGUAGGAAACCUUUUUGUGACAAGGGUUACAGUAUCCGCAGCAUUGAUGCUAUAUCACUUAAAUACCCAGAAAAAGUAUUUUACAUAGACAAUAGGACCGAUCGCAUAGGAUUUGCAGUGAGUACUACAGCACAUUGGCAAAGAAGAUCGUCGAGAUCACAACAAUACUGGACAUGUACUAGCAACGUAGAGGGACAAGAUAAAACCACUAAAGGAGGAUUAAUACUUUGCGUAGAAGAUUACAAAGUUUGGUUGACUUUUGAUAACCUUAAAAUAAAGGAACCCGAAUGCUAGAUUUGUGUAAAUUAUUUCAAUGACUUAAUUCUUUCUCCAUUGAAGUUACUUACCUAAAUGUGUCUCGGGUACUUGGAUAAUAGUGACGAUUAUGACAUAAAACAUAUUAUACUUAUCGCCUAAAACACUA
Messenger RNA from Manduca sexta (tobacco hornworm), 2514 nucleotides. RefSeq lists its product as uncharacterized. The transcript is spliced from 13 exons. The coding region runs from base 168 to 2384 and encodes 738 amino acids. Gene Ontology annotation, biological process: apoptotic DNA fragmentation. Gene Ontology annotation, molecular function: deoxyribonuclease II activity. Lineage: Eukaryota; Metazoa; Arthropoda; Insecta; Lepidoptera; Sphingidae. The record is from RefSeq and is a predicted model, not a curated record.